GACACCAUGGAGCUCUCCCCGUCGUCCGGAGGAGCCGCGGAGGCGCUGUCGUGGCCGGAGAUGUUCUCGGGGCUGGAGUCUGACUCGCCGCUGCCCCCGGAGGAUCUGGACGCGGUCGUCCCCGUCAGCGGGGCAGUGGCCGGUGGCAUGCUGGAUCGGAUCCUUCUGGAGUCGGUGUGUCAGCAGCAGAGCUGGGUCCGGGUGUACGAUGUAAAAGGACCACCCACCCAUCGUCUGUCGUGUGGUCAGUCACCCUACAUUGAGACAACAUCAUGGGAGAGGAAGUACUGCAUCCUCACAGACAGCCAGUUGGUGUUGCUCAACAAGGAGAAGGAGAUACCCAUGGAAGGACAGGAGCAACAGACAGAUUCCACCAAAGGGCGGUGCCUGAGGAGAACUGUCAGUGUCCCUUCCGAGGGUCAGUUUCCUGAGUACCCACCAGAGGGCACCGCUAAACUAGAGGUGCCAGCAGAAAGGUCCCCCCGCAGACGGAGCAUCUCAGGGACCAGCACAUCAGAGAAACCCAACUCCAUGGACACUGCGAAUACCUCCCCUUUCAAAGUACCAGGAUUCUUCAGCAAGCGCCUGAAAGGUUCCAUCAAGAGGACCAAAAGCCAGUCAAAGCUUGACAGAAACACAAGCUUUCGACUUCCAUCCCUUCGAAAUGCAGAUGACAGGUCUCGUGGUCUGCCUAAACUGAAAGAGUCUCGUUCACAUGAGUCCCUGCUGAGCCCCUGCAGCGCCGUGGAAUGUCUGGAUCUCGGUAGAGGAGAGCCAGUGUCAGUGAAACCACUCCAUAGUAGCAUCCUUGGACAGGACUUCUGCUUUGAGGUCACCUACUUAAGUGGAAGUAAAUGCUUUAGCUGUAACUCUGCCUCAGAGAGAGAUAAGUGGAUGGAAAACCUUCGAAGGACCGUUCAGCCAAAUAAGGACAAUUGUCGGCGAGCUGAAAAUGUCCUCCGUUUAUGGAUCAUUGAAGCCAAGGACCUUGCCCCUAAAAAAAAAUAUUUCUGCGAACUGUGCCUUGAUGAUACCCUCUUUGCUCGUACAACCAGCAAGACCAAAGCAGACAAUAUUUUCUGGGGUGAACAUUUUGAGUUCUAUAGCCUUCCACCUCUCCAUAGCAUCACAGUUCACAUUUAUAAGGAUGUGGAAAAAAAGAAAAAAAAGGACAAGAAUAAUUAUGUAGGGCUAGUCAACAUCCCCACUGCCAGUGUGACUGGUCGCCAGUUUGUAGAAAAAUGGUACCCAGUGAGUACACCCACACCCAACAAAGGAAAGACAGGAGGACCUUCUAUUCGGAUUAAGUCACGUUUCCAAACUAUCACCAUUCUGCCUAUGGAGCAAUACAAAGAAUUUGCAGAAUUCAUCACCAGCAACUACACCAUGCUGUGUUCAGUUCUUGAGCCAGUAAUUAGUGUGAGGAAUAAAGAGGAGUUGGCUUGUGCCUUAGUACACAUUCUUCAGAGUACUGGCAGAGCCAAGGAUUUUCUGACUGACUUGGUGAUGUCUGAGGUGGAUCGUUGUGGAGAGCAUGAUGUCUUGAUCUUCAGAGAAAACACCAUUGCCACUAAAUCCAUUGAGGAAUACCUCAAGUUGGUAGGACAACAGUACCUCCAUGAUGCACUGGGGGAGUUCAUCAAAGCCUUGUAUGAAUCAGAUGAGAACUGUGAAGUGGAUCCCAGCAAGUGUUCUUCUAGUGAACUGAUAGACCACCAGAGCAACCUGAAAAUGUGCUGUGAGUUGGCUUUCUGCAAGAUCAUCAACUCAUACUGUGUUUUCCCUCGCGAGUUGAAAGAAGUGUUUGCAUCAUGGAAGCAGCAGUGCCUGACCCGAGGCAAGCAAGACAUCAGUGAGCGGCUCAUUAGUGCCUCACUGUUUCUCCGCUUCCUCUGCCCAGCCAUCAUGUCUCCCAGCCUCUUCAGCCUGAUGCAGGAGUAUCCUGAUGACCGCACAUCUCGGACUCUAACUCUUAUUGCCAAGGUCAUUCAGAACCUGGCCAACUUUGCCAAGUUUGGUAACAAAGAGGAAUACAUGGCAUUCAUGAAUGAUUUUUUAGAACAUGAAUGGGGUGGAAUGAAGCGGUUCCUUUUGGAGAUCUCUAAUCCAGACACCAUCUCAAACACCCCAGGCUUUGAUGGUUACAUUGAUCUGGGCAGAGAGCUGUCAGUUUUGCAUUCCUUACUAUGGGAAGUAGUUUCCCAACUUGAUAAGGGUGAAAAUUCCUUCCUACAGGCAACUGUGGCAAAACUGGGGCCUCUCCCUCGUGUUCUUGCUGAUAUCACCAAGUCCCUGACUAACCCUACACCAAUACAGCAGCAGCUGAGACGCUUUGCUGAGCACAGCUCCAGUCCGAAUGUCAGUGGAAGCCUCUCCUCUGGGCUGCAGAAAAUAUUUGAAGACCCCACUGACAGUGAUUUGCAUAAACUAAAAUCUCCAAGCCAGGAGAACACAGACAGCUAUUUCAGAGGGAAAACGUUAUUGUUGGUUCAGCAAGCCUCCUCCCAGAGCAUGACUUACUCUGAAAAGGAUGAAAAGGAAAGCAGCCUUCCUAAUGGUCGGAGCAUCUCCCUCAUGGACCUCCAGGACACUCAUGCUGCUCAGGUGGAGCAUGCAUCUGUCAUGCUUGAUGUGCCUAUGCGCCUUGCAGGAAGCCAGCUGUCUAUAACCCAGGUGGCUAGCAUCAAACAACUUCGGGAAACCCAGAGCACUCCCCAGAGUGCACCUCAAGUGAGAAGACCCCUGCACCCAGCCUUGAACCAGCCAGGAAGUCUCCAGCCCUUGUCAUUCCAGAACCCUGUCUAUCACCUCAACAACCCAGUCCCAGCAAUGCCAAAGGCCUCUGUAGAUUCUAGUUUGGAGAACCUAAGCACUGCCAGUUCUAGAAGCCAAAGCAAUAGUGAAGACUUCAAACUCAGUGGACCCAGCAAUAGCAGCAUGGAAGAUUUCACCAAAAGAAGCACGCACAGUGAAGACUUCUCCAGGCGGCACACUGUACCAGACAGACACAUACCUCUUGCUCUGCCACGACAAAACAGUACUGGGCAGUCCCAAAUCCGAAAAAUGGACCAGGCUGGGUUAGGUGCCCGAGCCAAAGCACCCCCAUCCCUGCCACACAGUGCUUCCUUACGUAGCACAGGGAGCGUGUCAGUGGCCUCUGCAGCCCUAGUGGCUGAACCUGUGCAGAAUGGGAGCCGAUCCAGACAGCAGUCCUCUUCCUCCAGAGAGAGCCCUGUUCCCAAAGUGAGAGCAAUCCAGAGACAACAGACACAGCAGGUUCAGUCACCUGUGGAUUCUGCCACAAUGUCUCCAGUAGAAAGGACAGCAGCCUGGGUUCUGAACAAUGGACAGUAUGAAGAGGAUGUGGAAGAAACCGAACAAAAUCAAGAUGAAGCCAAGCAUGCUGAGAAGUAUGAACAGGAAAUUAGCAAACUGAAGGAGCGCCUACGAGUGUCCAGCCGGCGCCUAGAGGAGUACGAGCGCCGGCUUCUGGUGCAGGAGCAGCAGAUGCAGAAGCUGCUGCUGGAGUACAAGGCCCGGCUGGAAGACAGUGAGGAGCGGCUACGCAGACAGCAGGAGGAGAAGGACAGCCAGAUGAAAAGCAUCAUCAGCAGGCUAAUGGCUGUGGAAGAGGAAUUGAAAAAGGAUCAUGCUGAGAUGCAAGCAGUUAUUGAUGCAAAGCAGAAAAUAAUUGAUGCACAGGAAAAGCGGAUCGUGUCCCUGGAUUCAGCCAACACAAGACUGAUGAGCGCGCUGACUCAAGUGAAGGAGCGGUACAGCAUGCAGGUCCGCAAUGGCAUCUCUCCCACCAACCCCACCAAGCUUUCCAUCACGGAGAAUGGUGAAUUCAAGAACAGCAGCUGCUGAUGGCCUUGGUGAAUACAGACUGUGGGAGGAGACAGAAGGAAGCUGCCCAGCUCUCCUAUCCCAGCCCUUUACCCUCCAGGUUUACAGAAUGUUGCUUCAAAUAGCAGUGUGUUGAGAAACUCUGAAAUGAAGAAAGAAACCUUGUCUUUCAGGGCAUAAAGCAAAGACUCCCAAUGUCGAUGCUUUCCCCAGUGUCUCUAUGUGCAUAGGGAACUUAGUUCUGGGCCAUGUACAAAAGUACCACUGUAAUAUACCAAAAGGAAGUUAAUAAUGUAGAUUACCUUUUUAAUUAUUACUAUUUUAUUAUUGU
Peromyscus eremicus (cactus mouse) is the source of this 4177-nucleotide messenger RNA. It is a transcript of the gene Rasal2, whose product is annotated as RAS protein activator like 2. Bases 7 to 3867 code for a protein of 1286 amino acids. The transcript is spliced from 18 exons. Gene Ontology annotation, biological process: regulation of GTPase activity. The record is from RefSeq and is a predicted model, not a curated record. NCBI's taxonomy places the organism in Eukaryota, Metazoa, Chordata, Mammalia, Rodentia, Cricetidae.